Molecule: messenger RNA, 4485 nt
Organism: Drosophila yakuba
Lineage: Eukaryota; Metazoa; Arthropoda; Insecta; Diptera; Drosophilidae
Product: CUGBP Elav-like family member 2
Exons: 12
Coding region: 684-3188 (834 amino acids)
Biological process (GO): regulation of alternative mRNA splicing, via spliceosome; mRNA splice site recognition
Cellular component (GO): ribonucleoprotein complex; nucleus; cytoplasm
Molecular function (GO): mRNA 3'-UTR binding
Source: RefSeq, a predicted model, not a curated record
CGGUGUUAUCCUGCGUCGUUCGUCCUGCUCGUCCUGUUCGUCGAUUGUCGAUUGUCGUUAGCCGUUGUCCUUUGGUACCGUUAUCGCGUCCGGACGUUUGCGCCAGUGUGUGCCCUUUUAAGUAGGCAACACUUUUGUAAGACUCGAAUUUAACUCUGCAAUUAACCCAAAGAAAAAUCAUUACCAAGAAGGAAGCCCGGCUUCUUUAAUUAUUUAUAUUCGCUCCUUUCUCUCGCAUUCGGUUAAGUGUACAAUUAGGUGCGCCGUCGAAAAUUCAAUCAGUCAAAGUGGAAAAGAAAUCUAUAAAAAGGAGUGCGUCUGUGUGUGCAAUAAAAAAGAGAGACAGGCUCAAAUGAUAACAGUCGUAAUCAAAGGCUCUCGGUUGGCCUUUGUCCUUUGUUGAUUCUGCCGUAAAUUCGAUUGCCACUGUGCAGCUUAAAGUGUAUUUCAACGCAGCACUAAAGCAAAUUAUAGGCAAUAUUUUACAAUUUUAAAGAAACUUAAAUACAAAACUAAGGAUACCACGAGAGGAGUCUCAUUAGAAGCUAGUGGCAAAGCGGCGAAGGGUUUGAGGUCGACGACUCACCAGCAGAAUCUGCAUGUCAGCGAAAAACCCACCGAAAGGCGUGAGAUUUCAGAUCGACUAUAGCCACAACUUCUGAUCAAUCAGCGGAUCCAUUAAGAUGCUCAGUUCGCUGGACGCGCUGGCCGGCAAAAUAGCCACUGCCACGCCCGGAACGGGGGCGGUAACGGCGGACAGCAAGAACACACAGUCGUCGCUGCACCAUCACCACCGCCUCGACUAUGAUUACUCAGCGGUCGAGAUUGAACCACCGGCGGAACAACUGGCCAACUCCCCGCGCAGCGAACGGGAGCGUUUGCAGCAGGCCCAACAGGCCUACGAGCAGCAGGCCCAGGCGGAACUGGAGUUCGGCCUCGCGGAGGUGGACGCCAAGUUGACGCAGCUGAAGAGCAGCCACAGUCUGCAGCACCACCAUAAUCACAAUCACCACCAUCAGCUGCAGCGCCAUCCGCCGCCCCACCACCAGCAGCAGCAACAGCAGCAGCUGCACCACCAUCAGCCCCACCACAAUCACCACCACCAUCAUCCGUACCAGCGACCCAGACCCACAUCGCCACCGCAUCAGCAGCAGCAGCAGCAGCAGACGCCCUCCUAUCAGCAGCAACUUUCCCAGCUGGCCGCUCUGCAGGAUCACCACGAUCUCCUCCAGACGCAGCAGGAGCUGUUCCACAAACAGCUAGCCACCAUGCAAGAGUACCAGCGGGAAAGGGAGCGGGAACGCGAGAGGGAACGGGAGCGGGAACGGGAACGGGAUCGCAGCAGCUUUAUCGAUAACAGCGACUACGAUUCCCAGACGGAGUUCAAAAUUUGCCUGAGGGAUAGUGCUUUUGGUAUGAGUGAUAAGAGCAGCAGUGCAACGAACAGCCUGCCAAAUAGUCCCAUACACAGCAACAACAACAAUCCUUCGCUGCUGAACAACAACAACAAUAACAACAGCAGCACCAGCAACAGCAACAACAGCCUAAACGUCGGCAACAACAACAGCAAUCCGAGCCUGGGCGGCAGCAACAGCAACGCACUGGUUUCCGUGGGCAGUAACGGUAUAAUGUCCGCCGCCGGUUUGGUCAACAACAACAACAAUCCGUGCAGCGCCAACCGCAAUGUGGUCGCCAUGGUCGACGACGACGCCUGCUUCCGGCUGGACACGGAUGCCACGGUGACGUACGGCGAGAAGGAACCGGAUCCGGACAACAUCAAGAUGUUCGUCGGCCAGGUCCCCAAAUCGAUGGACGAGUCGCAGCUGCGCGAGAUGUUCGAGGAGUACGGCGCCGUCCACUCGAUCAAUGUGCUGCGGGACAAGGCCACCGGAAUAAGCAAGGGUUGCUGCUUUGUGACGUUUUAUACGAGACGCGCCGCCCUGAAAGCCCAGGAUGCUUUGCAUAAUGUUAAGACGCUAAAUGGGAUGUACCAUCCCAUUCAAAUGAAACCCGCCGAUAGCGAGAAUCGCAAUGAACGCAAACUGUUUGUGGGUAUGCUAAACAAGAAGCUGAACGAGAACGACGUUCGCAAGCUAUUUGAAGUCCACGGAGCCAUCGAGGAGUGCACCGUUCUUCGGGACCAGAACGGACAGAGCAAGGGUUGUGCCUUCGUCACAUUCGCCACCAAACACGCUGCCAUUUCGGCCAUUAAAGUGACCCUGAGCCAGAACAAGAUCAUGGAGGGCUGCACAUCGCCGCUGGUCGUCAAGUUCGCCGACACGCAAAAGGAGAAGGAGCAGAAGAAGAUCCAGCAGAUUCAGGCCAACCUCUGGAACCUGGCCAGCAACAUCAACAUCCCGCUGGGCCAAACGGCCACCAGCGUGACCACGCCCAUCCUGCCCAAUCCGCCCCAGCAGCCUUCGCCGGUGCUCGGCGCCGAUGCCAUCACCCCGGCCUCCAUCCAACUGCUGCAGCAACUGCAGGCGGUUGGGCUGCAGCAGCAGUUGCUGCAAGCCCUCACAGGACUGGGAGCCCAGCAGAGCAGCUCGGCGACGGACACCAGCGCAGUUGCGGCCGCAGGACUUCUGACCCCGAUGACCGUCCAGAAUCUGGCGGCCAUUGCGGCCAUGACGCAGCCGAGUCUCUCGAAUGCCGCCGCGGCAGCAGCCGCUGCCUCAUCGCCUGGAAGCGCCCAACUGACCAACACGGCUGCGCUGCUCUGCCUCUUGGGUAAAAAGGCUGCGGCCAAAAAAUCAGCCAAAAAAACAGGGUCCGAUCCGAAUCCCCUGGCAUCGGCUUAUAUGUCAACAGCCGCCGGUCUGCCGCAAUUCGGGAGCGCCAGUGCAUUGUCCACUUCGCCGCUGGCCAGCGUUGCCCUCAGCGCCGCAGCCGCCGCCGCGGCGGGAAAGCAGAUUGAAGGACCCGAGGGCUGCAACCUUUUCAUCUACCAUCUGCCGCAGGAGUUCACCGAUACGGAUCUGGCCUCCACGUUCCUGCCCUUCGGCAAUGUGAUCUCGGCCAAGGUGUUCAUCGACAAGCAGACCAGCCUGUCGAAGUGCUUCGGCUUCGUCUCGUUCGACAACCCGGACUCGGCCCAGGUGGCCAUAAAGGCGAUGAACGGCUUCCAGGUGGGCACCAAGCGCCUCAAGGUGCAGCUGAAGAAGCCCAAGGACUCGAAGCCCUACUAGAGGCCACCAUCGGCAGCGAGGACACAUCCCCGGACACAUCGAGUAGAGAGGAAUACUGAGAUUUGUGAAAUAUGGAGUAGUCAAUGAAUGAAGAGUUGCCCGUGUAGAGCGCGCGUUGCAAGAGUAAACGAUGAUGCGAAUGCCAACGUUGUACGUAUCAUACAAAAACCAAAAACAAGAGCAAAAAAACAGACAUGAAAUCUGUGCCAAAAAAAAGAAAAGACAGAAUCACUUAUGAUUUAGCACGUUAAAUGUUGAAUUAGAAAGAAAAAAAAAAGAACCAAAAUCAAAAACCUUAAAAGCUUAAAAACGAAAUCAAAAAGAAACGAACCACACAACACUUAGACCGUAGAUUAGUUAACUUUCUGUUGAAGUUCCCUUCGAACCCAAUCUUUUACGACUCGUUUUCCUAAUUUUAAACUGUCGUACGAGUUGGUUGAACCAUUGCUUUUUAUUAAAAAUUUUGUAUACAUCCUCAUGACUCACAAACGAAAGAAAAAAAUAAAAAACAAAAACGAAAAAAAAUAAUUACAUAGAUCUGUUCGAGUGUUAGGCUUAAGUUUUUGAUAUAACUAAUAAUUUAAUACAUACUCUUUCUCUGUUUGAUUUGUUCAUCUCUCAUGUUGCAAGUCACAAUGAAGUUCUUUAUUAUAAAUAUAUACCCACAUGAUAUAUAUUCUAGUUAUAGUUACAAGUUACUCGUUUUGUUCAAUGGAUUAUCUCUUUUUAUAUAUCUACAUUUAUGCUGACUCGCAUAAUUAGUUUUUAGUUAUCUGAUUUGUUACACCCCCAAACUAACUCACAUAUUUUAUUUGUAAUGAAAAAUGGAUAUGUUUUUGUUAACCACAUUAUAAUUAAUACUUCUUUAGUUGUAUAAUUAGUUGAACAAACAAAUUCACAUACGCUUCUCAGUGUUAUUUAUGCGAUUUGUAAAGGAAACGAACUAUGCCUAAAAAGACAACAAACCAAAUGAAAAUGAAAAACGGAAACCUUGUUAUUUAUGUUGAAGUCUUAUUAUUGGAGUUUAUUAUUUUAAUUUUUUUAGUUUCUAUUAAUUGCCACAUCAUCCAAAUUUUACACAAAUCUGGUAUUAUAUUAUAACAUAUGAUUCAUUUCAUGGUAAACUUUUUGUUUUAGUUGAAGUUUAAUUGGCUUUUUGUCGUUGCACAUCUUGAAGUAGAUAAGUGCCUUAUGUAGCAUACUUUGUUUAUGUAAAAAUCAUGCACAUAUGUAAACAUUCAUACCACAACAUACAUAUCUAAAUAAAGUUUUGUUCUCUGUUUCAAAUGCACAAAAA